This is a messenger RNA of Theileria orientalis strain Shintoku, 1443 nucleotides long. RefSeq lists its product as hypothetical. Lineage: Eukaryota; Apicomplexa; Aconoidasida; Piroplasmida; Theileriidae. The transcript has a single exon. The record is from RefSeq and is a predicted model, not a curated record. The coding region runs from base 1 to 1443 and encodes 480 amino acids.
AUGACCCAAGAAAAGACUGACAACAGAUGUAAAAUAAUCGCAGCAUUUGUUUCACUAUCAUCACACCUGAUUAUGCACCAGAUCGAUGUCACUUCGGCUCACUUCGCUGUCGCCUUCAAUAUUCCACUCAGCAACAUUAGUAUUUACUUCAGUAAACUUUUCAGCUUUCGUUGUCUCCUGAUUGCGGUCGGCUCGGCAUCAGAGUUUAUCGUAGCUUGUGUUUGUAGCCAUCUAGGAAGUUCUGAAUCAGGAAAUUCUGGUCAAGGCAAAGGAAGCAGUGACAAAGGAACCAACGGCAAGUGUAGGAAGUACAUUAGCAUGGGCUGUUUUGGCUUGGUUUUGGUUAUGAGGCUUUUGUUUUUAUGUAUCCUGCACUUUGCAUCGAGAUUAGGGUACUUUUUAUACAUAGUUUUGAGUAUAGAAGCUUUCUUUUUCGGCUAUUUUCACUGCUCAGUGCUGGCAAUUGCUCCAGAAUACUCAGUUCCUGUUGUUUUUGCAGCAAACGCCUCACGCAUCUUUGUUCUUUCACUUCAGUUCGUUCUCGAUCUUUGUAUAAAAUCAAACGCUUUAAUCAACAUCAAAAUACAAACGUGGGUGUAUGUCAUCCUCACUAGUAUUGCAGUGGCACUAUGGAUUUAUUGUUAUGCUAGUGAAGAUUUAACCGGCUCUAAUCAUGAUUCAAGCGCCUCUACUACAAGUCAAACAGGCGACCAGACAUCUGAUAAAAAGGAUUUCUUUGGAACCUUAACUAAAGCAUAUUCACCAUUUUCCAUGUUCUUCGCUGGCUCUAUGUUUAAGGACUUCCUGUUCCCAGGAGUGUUGCCGUACGCUGUUCUCCACAGGGACAAGUGCCACAUCAUCAACAUGUUGGUGCCAAUAGCCAAUAUGAUUGGACCUAUAUCCCUUUAUACACUGGAAUCAAUUAAAAGUUUUAAGAAGUGGGAAACACAGUUUGAUUGCUUUUGGGUGCUUGUGAUUCCAAUGUUAGGAAUAUUUAUCUGUUCAAUGAUGGCAAUACACAAGAAAAACUCAAGAGCAAAUCUAAUCAUAAAUUCUAAAAAAUUGGUUUUAAUAAUCACAAUUAUGCUAAUAUUGUGUAACAGCUAUUUGGAUCCACUAAGCUUUGGAGGUGUAGCAAAAACAGUUAAACCACAGUCUGAAAGUGAAGGUGCCGAAAAAAAGAGCAACAAUAAAAAAAGGGGUGAUGAUAGUGUUAUAACGUUUCAUCUCAUUUUGGCGCUGUUUAUGCGUUUCAUCUUCUCGAAGCUGUCGGUAGGCUAUAACGACACGAGGGUCAGCCUCGGUUAUCACCUCCCGAAAUUCCGACCUAACCACAAAAUGCCUAAAUCUAACAUUGGGUGGUAUUUCAUUAGGGAAACGUUUAGAAGGGCAUGGCGCGAUACGGGUAGCGACUUCAAGAUGAACAUUAAAGAAUACCUAUAA